UCAGGUGAAAAUAUUUGUUGUUUUGGUACUGUGUUUUGACCAAAGAAACAAUUCCGCAAAUAUGCCAUAAAUAUUUUAAUGGAAAAUUGUGUGCAUUAAAAACCUAAAAAUUACAAUUUAAAAGGCAAAACAAUUUUGCAGAAUCGCGUAUAACAGAAAAAGAUAAACUACAAAUACUGCGAAGAAUAACAACAAAAAUACAGGCAAAAAAAAAAACAACAAAGAAAGUUAUUUUCGUGCAUACAAGUUUUAACAGGUAAGUUUCGAAAGAAAGUGAAAACUUUGGCUGUUUGUUUCUUCAUAAUUACCAUAACACUUUUGGGCAAAAGAAAGAAAAAAUUUUUGAGAAAUUAAAGUAAAAGCGAUAUUAUGACAACAAACACAAGUAGCACAAGUUUGCAAGAAAUGGAUACUAACCCAAUUGCAGAGGAAUUGGAACAGGAUUUCCUAGAAUCCAAAUGGUGGACCAUACCACACCAUAUCUUGCACAGUAUAUUCUAUUCGUUGCCUGUAAAGGAUGUAGUUAGCGCGAGUGGAGUCUGUCGACGUUGGCGUGAAAUUGCAAGCGAUGAGUUAUUGUGGAAAAAGAAAAUGCAUCGUCACUUCAAGAUUGAUCCGACAUUGCCAUUAAAACCAGGAGCUGAAUCGUGGCGUAGUGAAUAUGUGCGACUUGCCUGCGAAAUACCGUUUAUACAAACACAAUCCAUACGUGGACAUGCUCAUCAAGUGCUCCAUGUUAGCUUUUCGCACGAUGGUGAUAUGUUUGCUACGUGCUCCAAAGAUGGUUAUGUUAUAGUAAAAAAAGGCAUAACGUACAAAUUGUUAAUAUAUUUAUCGAAAGACGAUAUUAAAGAUGCUAUAGUGAAUAUUGGGUUAAGAGCUGAAUUUCGAGAAAAGCUGUUUAAAUGGCGGAAAUUAGAGGUGCCGACAAGUUUAUGUUUCAAUAUUGAUGACGAGACCAUAUCAAUGACCUCAAAAGUACAUUCUUGGUUAAAGAAGAGUUUAUCAACUUCAGAGUCUUUUCCAAUACAACCACCCCAUUCUACAAACAUUGCAAGUAUUUUUAAAAAUUAA
Molecule: messenger RNA, 1074 nt
Organism: Teleopsis dalmanni
Lineage: Eukaryota; Metazoa; Arthropoda; Insecta; Diptera; Diopsidae
Product: F-box/WD repeat-containing protein 5-like
Exons: 4
Coding region: 370-1074 (234 amino acids)
Biological process (GO): protein ubiquitination
Cellular component (GO): SCF ubiquitin ligase complex; Cul4-RING E3 ubiquitin ligase complex
Molecular function (GO): protein binding
Source: RefSeq, a predicted model, not a curated record